Olea europaea var. sylvestris is the source of this 720-nucleotide messenger RNA. RefSeq names its product mitochondrial import inner membrane translocase subunit TIM17-2-like. Gene Ontology annotation, molecular function: transmembrane protein transporter activity. Bases 82 to 720 code for a protein of 212 amino acids. The record is from RefSeq and is a predicted model, not a curated record. Lineage: Eukaryota; Viridiplantae; Streptophyta; Magnoliopsida; Lamiales; Oleaceae. The transcript has a single exon. Gene Ontology annotation, biological process: protein import into mitochondrial matrix. Gene Ontology annotation, cellular component: mitochondrial inner membrane; TIM23 mitochondrial import inner membrane translocase complex.
UUGCUCCAACCAACUCUAUAAAGGUUCUCUGCCCCCAAAACCCUCACAAAACCCCCAAGACUAAUUCCAUACGGGAUCACAAUGGCAACCCCAGAAACCACUCGAUCACCUUGCCCCGAUCGCAUAUUGGAUGACCUAGGCGGCGCCUUUGGCAUGGGCUUCGUGGGCGGAUCGGCUGUCCACUUCCUGAAAGGCAUCUACAACUCCCCAAAAGGCGAGCGAAUCAUUGGAGGCUCACAAGCCGUCCGUAUGCACGCCCUUCGUAUCGGCGGCCGCUUUGCCGCCUGGGGUGGUCUUUUCUCCGCUUUUGACUGUUCCAUGGUAUAUCUAAGGCAAAAAGAGGAUUCCUGGAAUUCCAUCUUCGCAGGUGCCGCCACAGGCGGAUUCCUCCAGAUGCGCCAAGGCCUCGGCCCGGCUUCCCGCUCGGCUCUCUUCGGCGGCGUGCUCCUCGCGCUUAUAGAGGGGGCUGAGAUCAUGUUUGAUAAGGUCACAAGCGGCCCGCAGAAUAUGCCUAUCUUUGUUGAGGACUUUCCAGAUGGGCUGCCCAAUAAUGUCCAGUCUCCGAACAAUAUGGAUCUGCCACAACCCGCCUCCACGUCCCCUUGGUAUGCACGGUGGUUCGGUGGUGAUGAGGAGGAGGAGAAAAAGAGUGGCGGAGGGAAGACCGAGAUUUUGGAGAGCUUUGAUUCGCCCAUGCCACCAAGCUUUGAGUUGAAGUGA